AUGUCCAGAAGGCUAAAAAAGACCCAUUUGUUCAGCAAAGAUGUAGCUGCGUUGAUGUAUGCUUAUGGUGACGUUUCACAACCACUUCCGGAAUCUGUACAGUGUUUGGAUGAACUGGUAUCAGCAUAUUUAAUAGAUAUCUGCAUGUCAGCUUAUAGAACGGCGCAAACAGUCCACAGGAACAAAAUAAAAGUGGAGGAUUUCAAGUUUGUGCUUCGCAAUGACGAGGUAAAGCUGGGCAGGGCUGAGGAACUGAUCAAAUUGAGUAAAAUUAUUACGGACGCCAAGAAACUGUUCAAUUCGUCAGAAGGCAAAACGGUAAAACGGGCCCGCGACAUGGGCGAAUUUCACGACGACGAUGCUGAAGAGGACCUAGAUGACGAGAGAGAUCAAGAUGGAGACAAAAUUGGUGAAAGAAUAGAGAGGAAAGAGCCGGGCAAGAAAAAGAGAAAGACGAAAAAGAAGGGACAGGACUCUUAA
This is a messenger RNA of Lachancea nothofagi CBS 11611, 480 nucleotides long. The record is from the annotation of a GenBank genome assembly. NCBI's taxonomy places the organism in Eukaryota, Fungi, Ascomycota, Saccharomycetes, Saccharomycetales, Saccharomycetaceae.